Drosophila persimilis is the source of this 2728-nucleotide messenger RNA. RefSeq names its product nascent polypeptide-associated complex subunit alpha, muscle-specific form. Gene Ontology annotation, biological process: tricarboxylic acid cycle; isocitrate metabolic process. Gene Ontology annotation, cellular component: mitochondrion. The record is from RefSeq and is a predicted model, not a curated record. Bases 43 to 2676 code for a protein of 877 amino acids. Lineage: Eukaryota; Metazoa; Arthropoda; Insecta; Diptera; Drosophilidae. Gene Ontology annotation, molecular function: magnesium ion binding; isocitrate dehydrogenase (NAD+) activity; NAD binding. The transcript has a single exon.
UUUCUCUCGGCCUCUGGUUGGAUCUAAAUUUCCCACUGAAGGAUGUCAACGCGUCAUCUGUGGUUCGGGGCCCGCCUCUGUGGGCAUUCCACGGCCUACUGGCUGCGUCCGAGACCGCAACAGGUGAUUGUGGCAGCCAUGAGCUCCUCGAAGGGAUGGAGACCUGCUGCCGAUAUCAAGCACAGCCUGCCACGGAAUGCGGCAAGUAAAACUAAGCGAAGAUCGAAGAGAACUGCGGCCGCGGCGAGUGAAGAUCCGGCCAAAGAUCAGCCGCCGGCUGGAAGGAAGAUCCACAAGAAGAUUCAUCGGACGACGCUCGGGCCGCCCACGAGAAACCUCGCGAGUUUGCCGAGCUCUGGGUUUCUGGCGCCACUUCCCAGCCAUUUUGGUGGACUGAUUGCAUAUUUCUCGAGCCAUUCGGGAGGAGAGGGAGACGUUCCUCCUCCUUCUGAUGCUCCACCGACGAGACCAAGAAGAGGGUCCAUUGCAAGGGGAUUUCCAGUGACUCCGGGUGUACGAGCGGAGGCUAGGCCGCCGAAGGCUCCACGAUUUUCCCCCUCUGGACUGCCGUCUGUGCCAUCGAUUGAGCCGGAAGCACCUAGAGAGGCGCCUGCCACCGAGUUAUCAGAGGAGUCACCAUCGAACCCGGAGGGGACUCAACCUGCAGCACCAGCAGAACAGUCUACAGCAGAUCCAGAGACAGGAGAUGCCCCCCAGCCUUCCGAAGCCCCAUCCAGCCCAUCCGGAGAUCCUCCUACUCCGGAAACUGCCGCAAAACCAUCUGCAGACCCGCCUACAUUGAACCUCUACGGGCUGGAAGUGGAUAUAUAUCCAGACUUAAGACCUGCCUCGGAGGAGUCGCCGAAAGUCGACUCUCCAGGAGGGGAAUCCCCGAGAAAAGGAGCUCCAGAUACUCCAAAGGCCAGAGAAAACCCAAAACCGCCGCUUUUCUCGGGAGUCAAGCCACCCCCCAAAGGAACACGAACGUACUGUUCACCGCCGAAAAAACCAAAGGGCCCCUAUUCUGCACCCGAACCAACCCCAAAAGGUCCUUUAUUCCCGCCCAAGAGAGCCAAAGCUGCGCCAACGGAAAAGUCUGCUUCGAAGGCGAAGGGUGCAUGCACUCCUGCCCCUGCUGCUCCGAAAAAGGAGGCCAAGGCGGCAGGACCUCCGCAAACGUGCUCCAAGCCAGCAGCCGCUGGAAGCCCCGAAGAGCCUAAAGGCACUGGAGGUCCGGGAAAGCCACCAGCUGCUGGGGGUCCUGCCAAGCCACCAGCCGCCGGAGGUCCUGGAAAGCCACCAGCCGCCGGAGGUCCUGCAAAGCCACCAGCCUCUGGAGGUCCUGGAAAGCCACCAGCUGCUGGAGGUCCUGGCAAACCACCAGCCCCAGGAAGUCCUGGAAAGCCACCAGCCGCAGGAGGUCCUGCAAUGCCACCAGCCGCAGGAGGUCCUGCAAAGCCACCAGCUGCCGGAGGUCCUGGCAAACCACCAGCCACCGGAGCUCCCGGAAAGCCACCGGCCCCAGGAGGUCCUGGCAAACCACCAGCCGCCGGAGGUCCGGGCAAACCACCAGCCGCCGGAGGAUCAGGGAAGAACGAAGGCGCCGGCGCCGGCGGCACAAAGACACCUCCUCCCCCAACGGGAAAGGGCUCGAAGGGGCCACGCCUCAUCACGCUGAUGCCUGGCGAUGGCAUUGGCCCGGAGAUCUCUAUGGCCGUCCUCGAAGUGCUCGAUGCGAUGAAGGCGCCGCUGAUCUUCGAGCCCGUGGACGUGACGCCGGUGAUGAAUAGCAGGGGCCAGACGACGAUACCCGACGCGGUGAUUGAGAGCAUGAACCGCACGAAGGUGGGCCUCAAGGGACCCCUGAUGACGCCCGUGGGGACGGGCUUCCGCUCCCUGAACCUGACCCUGCGGCAGCUGUUCAAUCUGUACGCGAACAUCCGGCCGUGCAAGUCGCUGCCGGGUGUGGAGACGGUGUACGGCGACGUGGAUGUGGUGACCAUUCGGGAGAACACCGAGGGCGAGUACUCCGGCCUGGAGCACACCCUCGUCAACGGGGUGGUGCAGAGCAUCAAGCUGAUCACGCGCAGCGCCUCCAUGCGGGUCGCCGAGUACUGCUUUAAGUAUGCAAUCGAGAUGAAGCGGAAGCAGAUCACGGCCGUGCACGAAAUCAACAGCAUGCGGAUGUCGGACGGACUGUUCAUCCGCUGCAUGCGGGACACGGCCAAGAAGUACGAGAAGGAAAUGACUGCAGCGGGCGUCAAGUACGAGGAGGUGACCCUCAAGACCGUCUGCCUGAAGAUUGUCGAGGACCCCAAGCGGUUCGAUGUCCUCAUCCUGCCGAAUCUCUACGGCGACAUCAUCUCCGACACCUGUGCGGGCCUCAUCGGGGGCCUGGGCCUGACGCCGUCCGGCAAUAUUGGCACCUCUGGGGCAAUCUUUGAGUCUGUCCACGGCACGGCACCGGACAUUGCCGGCAAGGAUCUGGCCAAUCCCACGGCCCUUCUGCUGUCGACGGUGAUGCUGCUGCACUACGUGGAUCUGCCCACGUAUGCGGACGCCAUCGAGAAGGCGAUCGUGAAGACCGUCAAGGACGACAACGUGCGGACCAUCGAUCUGGGUGGCAAGGCCAAGUGUUCGGAGUACACCCAAGCGUUGAUUAAGAAUCUCAAGUGAUCCUGCUGAUCCUUCCAGGUUUUAACAAAUUUUAAUUAAAAUUAUUGAAUGA